CUAAGUUUGCAUGGUUAAAAUGUUUUGAGCUUACCUUGUGUCUGACUUGGUUUGCUUGGUGACAAGCAAAUGGUUAAGUGUGAGGGAGUUUGAUAACACGCUUUUAGCACAAGUUUCCCCUUCAUUCUUAGGUCGUUUGGGAUAAUUUUGUUGCAGUUAAAUGCUGAUUUUAUGCUAGAUUGCAUCUGUUUGUGAUAUUUCAGGGCAUAGUUCGUGAUAGAAGUCUUUGGGGAAACUUUUGGAUCAAAUGGAGCAGAGACGGACCAAGAGUCGUUGAUCAGAUUGAGAAUUACGACCAAGGCAAGAGAGUCACGACCACGACCGUGACAUUCUUUGCCAAACCAUGACAUCCCCUGCCAGGCCGUUACUCGAGGAUGGUGAAACAGAGGUAACAUAUGUAAGUUAAGGACGGACCCCUCAAGCUACGGUUAAGCCAGUAACUCCCUGCUGCAAGUCAUGACCUUGGUUCAUGAAUUACUAAGAUGACGUCGCCUGGAGAGUCACGGGCAGACUAGAGAAGUUAUGAUCGUGAAUAGGCUGUAACUCGUGAUUCUCCAGCAUGGGAGAGAGAAACCCCAUCAUUCCUCCUGACUCGCUUCUACUGUCACCCUAGGAAUUGGCCAAGUGAAACCACUUCCUAAAGCGUAGUAUAGCGGGUUUAGGUUUAAUUAUCAACCCGGGUCCUAGAUUUGAUGACUACUCAGUGAAUUCUUGUUAUCUAGCAAUGAAACUGGAAUGCAAGUCUAAACUACCAAACAAACAAAGCAAGUAAACGGUUGUAUUCAGGUUAAGAGAGGUCACCCGGAUAUGGUUCCCCCUAGACUGCAGUUAAGCCGAAUUGUAAUUACCAAGUUCAGUUUCUAUGAUAGUUAUACUGCGGAAGGUUCUUAAACAGCCUCUAGUCUCGACUAAAGGUCUUCAGACCCUCUCAAUCUGAAUCUCUAGCGGGCGACUAACCUCCACCGGAGUAAACAGAUUGAGAGGCCUUAACAAACAAAACCUCCACUACCGGAGUAAAUCCGAUACAGAAUAGUGAGUUGGCUCCUCGACUAAAGUCACCAACUCCCUACCUUCAAUCAAGGAUGCUCUAUCAACCUAGGCAGAUAUUCUCAUUCUAGGUUAAAGCAGAAACAACAGGAAUUUGAUCAGGAUUCAAAUCAUUCAAUCAAUCAAACCUCAAUCGAAUAUAAUCAAAUCAUAGAAUCAGUACUUGGGUUCAUACAAUCAAAGCCUAACAUACAAAUCUAGGGUUCUCCAUACCCAGAUGAAUGGGAGAACUACUCCAUGGAGAAAGAAGCAAAAGCAGAAUCAGACGCGGAAUUCAUACUGUGAAGGAUGGAUUCCUGCUCCUGGACGUUGAUCGACACUUCUCCAAGCUCAAACUGGCCUCCAAUGGUGAUGAAGAUCAAGCUAGGGCACUUGGAGACUCUUGUUCCUCGCUUUCUCUCUCUAGGAAUCGCUCUGUCUCUCUAAAACUCGAAUCCCCUUCUCUUUGGCUGAAAAUCUGCUUAAAAGGGCAUCAGUGGCCAAAGCACGGUCGAGGGCACGGCCGUGUAAUGCCUCAGCCUUCCCGUGCUUUGGCUAGUGUUAAUUACACGACCAUGUGUUGGGAGAAACACGGCCGUGCUUUGGAGAGAACACGGCCGUGCUUUGGGAGAACACGGCCGUGCUUUCAGCCCGUGUAAUCAGCUCAUGUUUGCCAAACUCGAAUUAGCUCUCGGCAGUAAAAGCACGGCCACAGAACACGGCCGUGUAAUGCUUUAGGUGUGCCCGUGUUUUGGCUCCAGCUUGACGAAAUGACUUCUGAAUGCCCCGAAACUCGUGCUUAGCCUUCCCUUUGACGCCUGGGACCUGAAAUAUGACAAAAGAGCACAACCCGACGUAAAAUAGGCCAAAGAUACACGACUAUGCCCCUCAAACGGAUAAGAACUAGGGGCGCAAAUAUGUGCAAUUACAUCGUUAUCACCUCCCUUUCCAUAGUCUCCAAAAAAGUAAGCCCCAACGAGUCAAGACUUCCUCAUCCGAAUGCAAAAUAAGUUCGCGCAUGCAAUGUGAUGGGAAGAAUCAUAUCCUUGGGGGAAGGAAAGGCCGACAAGAUUUCUUAACCAAAUAGCAACGGGACAGCGAAUGAAUAAAUAUUCUAGGGACUCUCGCUCAUCAGCCUAAUAAACAGGACAAAGGACGAAACCAACUGUCCAUGUCUUUGCAAAUCCUCAUGUACAGGAAGAAUUUGAAGGAGAAUGUGUUAGAGGAAGAAUUUAAAUUUGGGAAAUAAGCGGAGACCCCAAAUUUUGGGCCAAAGGGAUGCAUCCAGAGGUGACGCCGAUACCUCAUGACAACGGCGGCGAAUGGGUUGCAACACCAAUACUAGCCGAUUAUCACUUUCAAUACUUAAUAAGAUGUGAACACUGAGAUUGUGAAUUGAAAGUUGAUAGAUUCAAUGGUGUGAAAAUUUAUGGAUUCAAUUUUGACAAUUAUGAUGGGAUGUAACUUCGUUUUAAAAUUGGUUAGUUGGAUUGAAUUUAUUCGGGAUAAUUCGAAUAUCGAGGGGGAAACCAAUCCAAACAACUUUUUCACACCAGUGUCUAAAUCUAUCAGUUUCUAAUACACUAGAUCAUUAAUACUUAAGUAAGGCAACAGAAAAGAGUCUAUGGAAUAUGACUCUAGUUAGUUUCACUUUUUGGAUUAUCUUUGCAUGCGCUUUUAGCGACAUCAAGACAUCAUCACAAAAUUCACGCAAACGGCUGACUUCUCAAGAGAAAAUUUGUAAGGAGAUAAAAUAGGAGACAAAUUGUAAUGAUCCACUAGACAUCAGCUAGUCGAAUCUGUGGUCGAAACUGUGUCUAAUCUGGGACCCAUGUGUUCAAAAUUGCAUCAAUGGAACUCCUUGAUUCAACUUCGCAAUGCAAGCCAUGUUGUAGUAAUUCACGACCAUGAAGCAAGGAUUGCCAUGCCCAUGAUGAAUUGGUUCCCCUAGCAACAUUGAGGAAAGAUGUGUGAGGCGCGCUUUCAAAUUUUAGCUACGAGCGAAGACGGAUUAGUUAAAAUUCGCCAACAUUGUUUAGCCAGCAACUAGGGGUGGGCAUACGGUUCGGUAAAACCGAACCUAACCGAACCGAAUAUAAACCAAACCGAAACCGAAUUAAUGUUAUUCGGUUCGGAAUUCGGAAGAGAAAAGGGCAUAUUUCGGAAACCAGUGUCCGUUCGACCGAACCGAAUUUCCGAAUUCCGAACCGAAAAACCGAAUUAUUAUAAUUGCAAGCUCUAAAUGGUGGAUAUUUAUGUUUCUACUUAUUAUGAGACUUAAAUAUUUGAAUUAUGUUAGUGUUUUAUGACUUAUGUGUUGAAAUGUUUGAUUUUAUCAUUAAUGAUGCAUAUUUAUUGUUUACAUUAGGGUGAAAAAUAAUUUAAAAAGGAGAAAAUACAAGCUAACCUCACUAUUUCGGUUUUGUAUGAAAAACCGAACCGAACCGAAUUAUAAUUUGGUUUGAACCGACCGAACCGAAUUAUAAUUCGGUUCGAAUUUGGUUUGAGGUUUGAUAGAAUUCGGAAAACCGGUAUGCAUAAUUUCGGUUCGGUUUGAACCGAACCGACCGAAUGCCCACCCCUACCAGCAACGCCUGAUUAAAGACAGCAAAAUCAC
Messenger RNA from Linum trigynum, 3643 nucleotides. The record is from the annotation of a GenBank genome assembly. Lineage: Eukaryota; Viridiplantae; Streptophyta; Magnoliopsida; Malpighiales; Linaceae.